Mercurialis annua (annual mercury) is the source of this 1491-nucleotide messenger RNA. RefSeq lists its product as uncharacterized. The transcript is spliced from 4 exons. The coding region runs from base 1 to 1491 and encodes 496 amino acids. The record is from RefSeq and is a predicted model, not a curated record. Lineage: Eukaryota; Viridiplantae; Streptophyta; Magnoliopsida; Malpighiales; Euphorbiaceae. Gene Ontology annotation, molecular function: nucleic acid binding; RNA-DNA hybrid ribonuclease activity.
AUGUUGUUUAGUUCAGCGACUCCGACCGUGAAUAGACAAGCAGCUCAAGACAUUAUGGGGUACAAGGUGGUCAGUCAAUUCAAGAAGUAUAUAGGGUUGCCGACUAUGGUGGAUUGGUCAAAAAAACCAAUUUUUGGUUUUCUCCGAGAUAGACUCCACAAGAGGGUGUUGGGUUGGAAAGAAAAGUUCUUACCGAAGGCGGGUAGAGAAGUCCUGAUAAAAUCUAUCGCCCAAUCUAUACCCACUUACAUCAUGAGUUGUUUUGCCUUACCGGUGUCGUUUUGCAAUGAAAUGCAAAGCAUUAUUACGAAGCUUUGGUGGAGCGGCACUGACGAUAAAAGAAAAAUCUCGUGUGUUAGUUGGCUAAAUGGAGGUCGGGUUCUAGCUUCCUGUGGCGUACUAUUCUUAAAGGAAGAAGCCAAAUGGGAUCUGGGAAAACUUCAAAUAGCCUUCUCUCCUAAUGAUGUCGACCACAUUCUUCAAAUUCCCAUUAGUUUCAGGCUUCCUCCAGAUAAGCUUUUUUGGGUUCCUAAUAAAAACAGUGUUUAUUCCGUUAAAUCUGGCUACUUUCAAGUUCGUAAUUUGGUCGAUAGGGAUAGGGCUUCAUCAUUAGGUGGUUCAACUUUGAGAUCCUUCUGGAGGCAGAUCUGGCGAUGUAAUAUCCAGCCAAAGGUGAAACCUUUUCUGUGGCAUAUAGGUCAUGAUUCGCUGCCGUGUAAUGUCAAUUUAUCCAAAAGAAUGCCUAUGAUGCCUAAGUCGUGUCCUAGAUGCAGGCUAGAGGAGGCAUCUGAUCUCCAUGCGCUGAAAGAUUGUGAGGAAGUCCGAGGUUUGUGGUUGAUUUCGCCGUUGGGGCUGUGGGUAGAGGGAGCUAAUAAUCUGAAUCUUGUUGAUUGGAUUAAUUCGAUGUUCACCUCCCUGAAGACUGAGGAUCUGCAAAUGUUUGUGUUGUCGAUGUGGACUAUAUGGAAUCACAGGAAUAAUAUUGUUUUUGAAAAUAGUCGCUUGCCUCCGCCAUUGCUGUUUAGCAAUAUUCGGGCGAUGUCUGCUGCUAUUGCUUGGAGAAACAGUCUUCAAAGAAAGAGGUCAGUUGCAAGUGCAGUCAUAAGGAACAGCGAAGGUAGGGUUAUUAAGAGUGGAGUGCGAGUUUUACAGGGCGUUACCGAUGUUGAACUAGUUGAAGCUAUGGCAGUGGAGUUUGGGCUAAAACUUGCAGUUGAUGUCUGCUGCUCGGAGUUGAUUGUGGAAUCAGAUUCUCUUGGAGUCAUCAACAAAAUUCACAAUCUGCAUAGUGCAAUCGAUCAUACUCAGCUCAUUAUUGAGGAUUGCCUUGCGAUUCUGUUGAGUUAUCCGACUCGUUUUCAGCAUAUUAGAAAACUCUGUAACAAUGUCGCCCAUGCUUUGGCAAAAUGGAGCAUGUUAGUCGGUAGAAAUUGCUCUUUUAACGGCGAAGUUCCUUUUCCGGUCAAUGAUCUUAUUGUUAUUUUCUCUUAA